AUGGCUAACAGAGACGGUAAUGGUCGGGUUAUCCUCCACUUGGAUUAUGACUGUUUCUAUGCCGCCGUCUUCGAGGUCGACCAGCCGGCUUUGAAAUCACGUCCGCUGGCCGUCCAACAGAAACAAAUUAUCGUGACAUGUAACUAUGAAGCCCGGAGGAGGGGCUUGUACAAGUUGCAGCGUAUCCAGGAUGCCAGGCAAGUGUGUCCCGAUGCGGUUAUUGUCUUGGGGGAGGACCUCACCCAGUUCCGGGAUGUGUCCAAAGAGCUUUUCCUGUAUUUGCGGAGCUUAAUUUGGGGUGACCGUGUUGAAAGAUUGGGAUUUGAUGAGUUAUUUCUUGACGUGACUGACAUGAUUGACUACAACAUCGACUUAUUGAACACCAACAACUUGGAACACUCGUUUUUCCAUCUCGACCGUCAGGAUCCUACUGUCGGUUUCAUCUACAACGCCACCGAGUUCUACGGUCCUACCUGGCCCCCGGUUGAUCAGCAACCAACCAAUUCGCCAGAAACACGAGGAUACUUUCUGGCCCCCAAAUCAGAUCUACUGUGCAUGCGGCUCUUAGUAGCUUCGCAUUUAGCUGGCUAUCUGCGACAACAGCUGGAGUCUCACAAGGGCUACACAGCCACAGUAGGCAUCUCCACAAACAAACUAUUGGCAAAGCUGGCAGGCAAAGUCCAUAAGCCCAAGAGUCAGACCACGCUUCUGCCACCCUAUGGAGUCGAUGAGGGACCAGAUGUCACCAUUGAUAGUAAUGUCAUCCGCUUUAUGAACGGUCAUGAGAUCCGAAAGAUCCCGGGGAUAGGCUCCAAAAUUGCGCAUAAACUCCAUGACCACAUGUCUCGCUCGAUGGAUAACCCCCUUACCGUGCGCGAGCUUCGUCUGUUGCCUGGAAUGGGUCCCGGGUUGCUCAACCGCAUUGUGGGGGGUCCUGGGUAUUCUAAGGGAAUGGGUGCACGGGUUUGGGGGCUGAUUCAUGGUAUCGAUAAUUCCGAAGUCCUGGAAGCCAGAGAUGUUCCGACGCAAAUAAGCAUUGAAGACUCUUACGGCCGGCUGGACCGUUUCGAAAUUGUGAAGAAUGAGCUGGUGAAGCUAACGGUCAGCUUGCUUCGUCGGAUGCGCAUUGAUUUGACCGAGGAGGACUCGGCCGGAGGUGCCAUCCGAUGGCGUGCCCAUCCGCGAACCCUGCGUCUGACUAGCCGACCCCGUCGCCCUUCCAACCCGGACAACCCUUAUCACAAUCGCAUGUCUCGUUCUGUGGCACUGCCCCAGUAUGUCUUCAACAUGGGCGAUCGGGUUGAGGCUGUAGCCGAGAGGCUAGUGCAGGAGCAUGUUUUGGCCCUAUUUCGGCGUCUUCACCCGGAGAAGUCUGGGUGGAAUCUGAGUUUACUAAAUAUCGCCGUGACUAACAUGGUUGAUAUUGCGGGGGACAAAAAGCAGAACAGUGGGAGAGAUAUCGGGUCUAUGUUUCAGAAACAGGGAUCAGUGCGUAUUCCUGCUGAGGAUGUGACUAUCCAUGCAGAUGAGCCUACAUGGGAAGAGAGCGACGAGGACGAAGCCAUGCCGAGCGUGCCAUGCAGGGUUUGUGGCGAGAUGAUUCCUUGUUUGGCUGUGGAGGCCCAUGAAGUGUAUCACCAAGCGCCGGAUUAG
Messenger RNA from Aspergillus chevalieri, 1653 nucleotides. Its product is annotated as putative DNA polymerase iota. Lineage: Eukaryota; Fungi; Ascomycota; Eurotiomycetes; Eurotiales; Aspergillaceae. Gene Ontology annotation, biological process: translesion synthesis. The transcript has 3 exons. The record is from RefSeq and is a predicted model, not a curated record. Gene Ontology annotation, molecular function: damaged DNA binding; DNA-directed DNA polymerase activity. Bases 1 to 1653 code for a protein of 550 amino acids.